Messenger RNA from Vicia villosa (hairy vetch), 1083 nucleotides. RefSeq lists its product as uncharacterized. Bases 1 to 1083 code for a protein of 360 amino acids. Lineage: Eukaryota; Viridiplantae; Streptophyta; Magnoliopsida; Fabales; Fabaceae. The record is from RefSeq and is a predicted model, not a curated record. The transcript is spliced from 3 exons.
AUGUGGAAUGCUGUAAGAGAUUCUAGAGAUCAAAACAGAACUAAGAAAGGCAAUGUUAUUCCUUUUGGAAGAAUCAUCACCAACAUUCUGGUUCAAACCAAGAUGGUUGUUAAACUAGAAUCUGAUGGUAUCAUCAAGGAUCUUGUCACUGUCACUGGAAGCAUCUUGAAUGCUAACACCUUGAGAAAGAUGAAUCUUAUUCAAGCUGUUGAACAUGUUCCUCAAACUAUUCCUGGAAUUAGAAUCAGAAGAGGUCCUGUUCUAGCAGAGUUUGAAACGUUUUUUAGUAAAAAACUAUCAGAAGUUGAGGUUAAUUAUCGUAAGACUCUCAAGAAGGGUAAUGCUAAUGAUGCUCCUGCUGGAGUAAGUCGUCAAAAGCAUUCUACUUCGAUGGCUGAAGUCUCAGAAGAUGUUCCAGAAGUUGUUCAUCAGAAGGAAAGAAGAACAAAGCCUGAGAAUAUACAACAAGAAGAUGCUGAGAAAAAGAAGAAGAAGAAGAAGUCAAAGAAAGAAGUUGUUGAGAAAAUUGCUGAGAAGGAUGUAGAGAAGAAAAAGAAAAAGAAAAAGAAAAAUGUUGUAGUUGAAAAGGGGUCAGAAGAAGAAGUGAUUCAAGAGGAAGUGAAUACGGAAGAAGAAGAAGAGAAGGAAGCUUCCAGAAAGAGAGAACUUGCUCUAGAAAAGUUAAAAGCUGUUUCUGAGAAGAAGAAGCGAAAGGCUAUGGAAGAUGUUUCUGAGAGGCCUCAGAAGAAAAGCUCUUCAGCCCCCGUUGAACCACCUCAAAUUACCAAAGUUCUCACCCCUCCUUCUUCACCCGUAACCAACACUGCUUCUGACCAUCCCAUUAAUACACUCGUUCUUGAUAUUCAACCCCUUCAAACUCUCUAUACUCCUCACUCAAAUGUUCCCAUUUCUCAACCUCCACCUCAUGCAAACUAUUCCCCUAUUGCUAACCCAGUUACAAAAAAUUCUCCUGAAUCAGAAUCUAAAAGUACUGGUUCUUUGGCUCAAUUAUUUCGUGACUGCAACUUCACUCCCAAACCCCGUCCUGAACCUGAGCUUGUGGUGUUAGACGCUGAGUCAUAA